AUGCUCCCUACAACAGAUCAACGAGCAACUUUUCCUACAAUUCUACUCAAAGCAAUUCAACAAAUACUUCAACAAGUUCUUCUUCCAACUCCCGCUCAAACAGUCGCUCCAGCUGCAAAUCCAGAGAUUUCUCCAGUGACCACUCUAGAGACCGUUGUGAAUGUCCAGCUGGUUUCUGCUCUGGGAACUGUUCUAACAGCAGUAUUAGUUACAGUUCUGAUGGUUUCUCAAUCGAAAGUACCUGCAGUUGCUCUCGCCACAUUUCUGACAUCAGCUUCAGCGGUUGUUCAUGCAGUUGUUCUGACCAGUGUCAUUUUAGCAGAGGAGACGUCAGUACGAACGUCAGCGGACAAACAUCUUGUUCUAGCAUGUCUCCUAGAAGCCGUUGCACUCACUGUUCACUGGGUAAUGGUUUCAACCAGUACUUAUCUGGAUUGUCCUGCUGGAACAAUGGAACAGUUUGAUUCUGUAGGAGAGCAAACUUCAAUACCUCGGAACAAUAAUGGAACACAGACGUUUGCAUUUUGUUACGAAGCUGGAGCAGUUGCAGGAAAAUGGCUUUCUUAUUCUGAUGGUCAUGAUGACGAAAUGAGUGGAAUGAGGUGUAAAAAUCAAUGA
Messenger RNA from Caenorhabditis remanei, 618 nucleotides. RefSeq lists its product as uncharacterized. Bases 1 to 618 code for a protein of 205 amino acids. NCBI's taxonomy places the organism in Eukaryota, Metazoa, Nematoda, Chromadorea, Rhabditida, Rhabditidae. The record is from RefSeq and is a predicted model, not a curated record. The transcript has 2 exons.